AUGGCUCAUCGCAUCAUCACACAAGUCGUCGUCACUGGCGCUCGAGUUUUCGGACGAGCCUUCGCAGAGGCUUACAAACAAGCCUCUGCGACUUCCAAAUAUGCUGCCCAGGCGCAGAAGGGAAAUACUACAUCCGCAAGCACAUUUGCCUCCUCCGGUUUGACCCUCGAUGAGGCCUGUAGGAUCCUCAAUGUCAAGCCCCCGCAGGGCGGACAAACGGACCUACAACAAACAACGGAACGAUUCAAGAAACUGUUCGACAUGAAUGACCCCAAGAAGGGCGGUAGUUUCUAUUUACAAAGCAAGAUUCUCCGUGCGCGCGAACGGAUAGAGAUGGAGGUUCGGGAAGCGGAGCGCAAGGCCUCUGCGGAAAAGGAGCUUAGUGAAGGAUGGAAGCCCAAGGUCUACAAGGACAGGUGA
Molecule: messenger RNA, 420 nt
Organism: Monascus purpureus
Lineage: Eukaryota; Fungi; Ascomycota; Eurotiomycetes; Eurotiales; Aspergillaceae
Source: the annotation of a GenBank genome assembly